Molecule: messenger RNA, 444 nt
Organism: Oldenlandia corymbosa var. corymbosa
Lineage: Eukaryota; Viridiplantae; Streptophyta; Magnoliopsida; Gentianales; Rubiaceae
Source: the annotation of a GenBank genome assembly
AUGGCCAAAACUAUUCAAAAUGGUUCCAUCAUUUUCAGAGUUGCCUUGACAAUAGCAGCAUUUCUUCCAUUGGGAACCUCUGAUCUCAUGGAAACCACAUGCCAAAAAACUCGCAAUCCCAAACUGUGUGAGUACAUUCUAAGGCAUGAUCCAAGGAGCUAUGAACCCAAUGCGGAUGUCAAAGUUUUUACCUUAGUUGUUAUCGAUUCACUCAUUUCCAAGACAGAUUACACCCUCAAAGCAAUCAAACAGAUGCUAAUAGACCGGCCUGAACAGAAAAUCCCCUUAACCGAAUGCGGGAACCAAUUCGCACUCAUCCGUAACUUCUACAUUCGUGAUGCGAUUCUGGCUGUAGAUUCAUGCAAUCCAAAGGUUGGGGAAGAUUAUGGUAAUCUGAUAAAGUUAGCGGAAGCCUCCAAAUCAAACGAUCAAUUUCAAAAUUAA